AUGUUCGUAGUCUGCAUUUGGGCAAAAGGGCAACAGAUACGAAAGAAGCUUGACCUGCCUCCCAAGGAUUUCCAUAUUACCCUCUCGAAACAUGACGUGCAUGACGCUGAGAAAGGUAUAACAAGUCUCGUUUCAGGAGCAUUCCCGGAGAAGCCUUCUCUAGAGCUCCUCGAUAACCUCGUAUAUACCCUACACCUGAAGGAGGACUUCUUCAGUGCCCAGGAAUAUGCUAUCGCAUUAUGUUUGCAAUACCCGCACUCGCCAACAGGAUCUAUUGGGCUUUGGGAUACUGCUCUGAAAUUGGGCAUGCACAAGCUGUCGAUGCUGGCUUUUGCUUGUGCGUUCGCUAGGUUGGAAGACUCAAAUGAUGAUUCCGCAAAGUAA
This is a messenger RNA of Somion occarium, 384 nucleotides long. NCBI's taxonomy places the organism in Eukaryota, Fungi, Basidiomycota, Agaricomycetes, Polyporales, Cerrenaceae. The record is from the annotation of a GenBank genome assembly.